Messenger RNA from Paramecium pentaurelia, 407 nucleotides. The record is from the annotation of a GenBank genome assembly. NCBI's taxonomy places the organism in Eukaryota, Ciliophora, Oligohymenophorea, Peniculida, Parameciidae.
UAUGUCUUCAAAUAUAGAGUUAGUUCCGUUUUAUUCGUCGUUACUUCGUACUAUAUAAAGUAUGUUUCAAUAGAAUUUGAUUACAGCAGAAGAGAGAAGUGAGUUGAAGAAUUUUGUAGUUUCUCAUGAUACGAAGGAUUUAGGAUAAUUAUUUCAAUCUUAUGAAAAAGGAUAGUUGGAGAAAUUUAUAUUGGAAAAUUACAUAAAUCCAAGAAAUAAUGAAUAAUAUAUAGAAGAUGAGGAUGACUCAUGCUAUUCUAUAUCUGAAAUUGAAUGUUAAAAAAGUACCUUAAGUUGUACUCCUAAUUAAUUUGUAUGGUAAUUGAAACAAUCCAAAUAAGUAAUAUAAGAAAAAGAAGGUAAUCGAAAAAGAUCCAAUUCAUUUACAACAUUUAAAUAAUUAUGAU